Cooperia oncophora is the source of this 378-nucleotide messenger RNA. Lineage: Eukaryota; Metazoa; Nematoda; Chromadorea; Rhabditida; Trichostrongylidae. The record is from the annotation of a GenBank genome assembly.
AUGCUAAUGAAGAUCUUACUGGAGACACCGUCAUGGCCUACAAAAGUGAGAUUUCUCGGUUGCGUGCAGAGUUGGACUCGAAAGGAGGAGAAAAUUCGUUCAGAAAUGGCUGCAAAGGUGACAGCUGUUGAGGAGGAGCUGAGGCUCUGGAAAGAGACCGCCAUUAGCCGUGAAAAGCAACUCGAGUUGCAGCGGGAUCUGUUUGCCGCUCAGCUUACGAGUAAGCCUUCUGGAGAUGGAGAUGUGAAGUCACAAGACGACAUUGUGCGUGACAUGGCGUCGCAAAUUUCGAAAAGAAUUGAUUCAAUUAAAACAUUCGAAGAACUCACUAGAGCUCAGCUUCGAAGAGCGACUUAUUCACCGUAUUCAAAACUUUAA